AUGGCGCAAGAUUCAUGCAUAAUUAUUCCCUCUCAACAGCCUCAGCCACCAGUAGAGGCUAUCACCUUUAUGGAAUGUGAUUCAUUAAAAGCCGCUGAAGAUGGUGACAUGCUACUUUUUAACAAGUACCAUGGCGAUCUUCAUUACCUGGAGAAUUCGGAAGCAAGUGGUAGCUGGUGGAGGACGAUGCUGAGAAUGAAGGAUAAGGCGGACAAUACUGCUUUCCAUAUGGCUGUUGAAUGUCCUCCAGAUGACAUUGAUGUGGUGCGACUGCUGGUGAAGGAAUUGGAAUUGGAUCCUGAGUUUUCAUUGUCUGCUAAUAAAAGCGGUGAGACUCCACUCUACAUAGCUGCCAUGACAAGUUAUGCAACAGACAAGAAAGGGCGGACUCCGAUUCACUACACCGCGAAUUUCGGUAACUAUUCAGCUGUAGAACAGUUGUUGGAAAUGGAUGCAUCGGCAGCUUACGUAAGGGAUGAAGAGAGAAAGAUGACGGCGCUUCACAUGGCAGCUUGGGGCAGCGAUGUACACAGAACCACAAUUCAGAAUUUUUUAUAUGGAAAGGAUGUCAAUGGGAACACGCCGUUGGAUGUCUUUUCCAUGUUUUUGCAUUCUGGACCCUCUGCUGCUUCGUCUAAUGUGUUAACUUCCCUUGAACUUGAGAAACGCGAAAUAUUGAAAGAAAUAGGGAAUAAUGCAGGAGAGGAAGGGAUCCGACAUCACAAAUCCUUCCGUGAGAAUAUGGGGAAUGAUAAUAAUCCCUCGACCUUGAAGGAAGUAGUAGAUAAACUGAGAGAAACCCAUUUGUUGGUGGCAGCGCUUGUAGCAACCGUCGCUUUCACUGCUGCCAAUGCCGUACCUGGUGGAUACAAGGCUGAUGAUAAGGGUACUGUCGAUGAGGGCACUGCAAUAUUGAGUCAACUCCGCCUUUAA
Messenger RNA from Gossypium raimondii (Peruvian cotton), 933 nucleotides. RefSeq names its product protein ACCELERATED CELL DEATH 6. Gene Ontology annotation, molecular function: protein binding. Bases 1 to 933 code for a protein of 310 amino acids. Lineage: Eukaryota; Viridiplantae; Streptophyta; Magnoliopsida; Malvales; Malvaceae. The record is from RefSeq and is a predicted model, not a curated record. The transcript is spliced from 5 exons.